CGUGUGCAUGUGUGUGUGUGUAGUUUGCAGAUGUGCAAGACUGCUCCUAAUCUUCCCUAGCGCCAUCUGCCAGUGUUUUUCGCAGGAUUACUAAAUCGUCACACGACUGGGUCAAAGAGAGAGAGUGAAAGGAGAGAAAAGGGCUGCACAAGAAAAGGAGAGAGAGAUGAGGCAUGACAAGCCUGUGCAGAUGUGUCGAGAUUCUCUGCACCGAGGGGACUCGCAAGGCCAAAUGAAACGGACCGCAACCUUGAUUAAAAUUACAGAUUGAUGGGAUGAUUUCCUGCUUUUUCCUGCUCGUUUAUUUUUUUCAUACUUAUAUACUAAAUGUAUAGUUCUCAACGAGAUUAAUUGAUAAUGAAUAUGAUUCUUAGUUUCACAGCCAGCUGCUCACCAGUAAAGGUGAUAUGUCCACUAGAUAAAAUCCAAACAGACAGGUAUGUAGAUGUGACCUCUCACCUCCACCAGUCGUGUAUCUAAACAGGCUUGGUGACAUUUGAGCUGUGUCACAUUCCAUACUGCCUACCAACAAAGUCCAACCAGGUUUUGAAUGUGUAGUGCUUUUACUCCGACUUGGGAAAAGUGUAGAUUCGAUUUUUGUUAUCUGAACAGUGAUGACACAGGAAACAAAAAUAAAGUAUCAAAUCUGUAAGUUUGAUUUGCAGUAUUUUUUUUACAAUUUGAUUGAUAAACCAUUCUGGUAUAACUAAAAAGCAGUACACUAAGAUGAUUUAUAUAUGGGACGUACUGUAUAAUUAGCAUGUUGUAUGUAACUGGGACGCAGUUUUUGUUUUUAAAGGUUAGCAUGCUGACUCCCACGCUGUCAGCCUGCCAGCUCAAUGCAAAAGCACACAGGACGAGACACGGCGAUGACAUGCUGAUGAGAGGAGGUUUUGCUGCUUUCUCCUCCUGUUUCCCCGGCCUGUGCGAAGGGAAACCUGCCACUGCUCUGCCUAUGAGCUUGUCCCAGCCCUGCUUGCCUGUGGCUAAUGUAGGGCCCACCCGCAUCCUGCCACACCUCUACCUGGGCUCACAGAAGGAUGUCCUCAACAAGGAUCUGAUGGCACAGAAUGGUAUCACUUAUGUGCUGAAUGCCAGCAACACCUGCCCCAAGCCAGACUUUAUCAGCGAGAGCCACUUCAUGCGUAUCCCAGUCAACGACAACUACUGCGAGAAAUUGCUUCCCUGGCUGGACAAAACUAAUGAAUUUAUAGACAAAGCUAAGGUGUCAAACUGCAGAGUCAUUGUGCACUGCCUGGCUGGAAUCUCGCGUUCAGCAACCAUCGCCAUUGCAUACAUCAUGAAGACAAUGGGCUUGUCAUCAGAUGAUGCCUACAGGUUUGUAAAGGACCGAAGACCGUCCAUAUCCCCCAACUUCAACUUCCUAGGCCAGCUUCUGGAGUUUGAGAAGGGUCUGCGAUUAUUGCAAGCUUUAACUUCAACCUCUGAUGACAAGAUCUCCGAUAAGCAAAGCUCCGAGGUUAACGGAGGUUUUGAGAUGAACGGUCACCACAGCAACUACGACUCAUCUGUGGCAGAUGCACACAUCGCACCAGAACCCAAGCUGCCGUCACCCACCUCCCUCCAGCAAGGCUUCAACGGCCUACACCUCUCCGCAGAGAGGAUCAUGGACACUAACCGGCUUAAACGAUCCUUCUCCUUGGACAUCAAGUCGGUCUACUCCCCUAACAGUCCCCCCUGCCCCAGCCUGGCACCCACACAUGCUGAAGACGUCCCCAAGCUGUGCAAGCUUGACAGCCCAGGAACAGGCACCUCCAAUGGUGUCUGCUCCCAAUCUCCCGUCCUAGACAGCCCCAGCUCCUCCGAUUCACCGUUCCCCUCACCAGGAAGCAGUGGCAGCAUUGGAGGUUUGGGGCACAGAGGAAGUGAAGGAGUCCAUCGGUCUGGUUCUUCCUCAUCCAGACCCAGGAGAAAACCCAAGCAUUGCUCUGGCAGCUCCCCAGUCCACAUCCAACCGCACCAACCUCCACAGUCUCUCAGCUUGUCACUGGACCACAAGAGCUCCAGCCCGGACGAGAACCUCAAGGGCUCCCUGCUCCUGUCACUACCCUCCUUGCCCACUGUGGGGUCUGGGGCCAUGUGGACCAAACACAGAGACACUGUCCAGGCCACCACUCCCGUCACUCCUGUCACAGAUGCCCCCUGGCCCUUUGGGGCAGUGGAGGGAGGUGAGGGAGAGAUGGAGCUGGGAGGAGGAGGAGGCCGAGGGGGAGAAGAGUCGUCGGUGAGGUUUGGGAGCAGUUCGGCAUAUGUGGCGUUCGGGUGCAGCGAAGGUGUGCGGUUGCGAGACAAAGCCCAAAGGGAGAAGUCCUCGGCACCACAGACACAGAGAGACCACCGAGACUCCACGUCGUCGUCCGCAGUGACCACAUCCAACAGUGCGAACAUGAGCGGGUCGGAGAAGCAGUUCAAACGGCGCAGCUGUCAGAUGGAGUUUGAGGAGGGCAUCUCCGAGACGCGAUCCCGAGAAGAACUAGGGAAGAUCGGGAAGCAGUCGAGCUUCUCUGGGAGCAUGGAGAUCAUCGAGGUCUCCUGACAGAUAAUGGACAUGAUCAGGGCUGUCCCUUCGGGGCACGAAUGGACCUGGUUAGAGGGAGUGUAGGAGGAGAACAUAUGAUGGGGAGCAGAAGAGGCUUUUUUUGUGCUCCCCUCACAGACAGUGUUAAAGACUCCAACUGAGAGAAGGACAAAUAACAGAGCGUUAAUGUGAAAAGGUUAGCAAGCAAACUAGCAUUCGCACCUGGACAGAAAGAGGCUGUGAUGUGGUGCUAAGCCAUCCUGAACUCUCAUACAAAUCUGAAUAAAAGUCUGGGGGAGGUUGGGGGUAAAGGGGGUGACUGUAGGUACUGAAACUCUUAAUUUGUCUGAGCUCUGUCACAGAUAAAAAGAAACGACCCAGGACAAGUGUCAUGUUGCAUCCUUACUAUAUAGAAUAUCCCUAUUUUGACGGAUACAUACUGCUUGCCUGCGGUCAAAUGUAGUGUGCUUCAGUGGGUGUAUAGCUUGUGAUUUUGAACCAAGCCCCAUGUUUCCUCCUUAAAGCUUCACCCCAGUGUCAGAAAGCCUCAGAACCUCGCACGGCUGAUCCCCCCCCCCUCCUCUUCCCAGUGGCUCUGCCUGCUACAGACUCUGCAUAGCAACAUCAGACAACAAUAACAGACUCCUUAACGGCACCGUCUCCUCACAUCACCACAGCACAAGGCAGAGAGAUCCCAAGGACUUAAUCUAACGGCGGUACUGUAUCCAAACAAUGAAGGAUCCUCAGCAUUUCGUUGCUGAAAAAGACUUUUGAAGACUCGUAGCGACGGGCAGUGUUCCCCCCUUAAAGCACAGUGUGUCUUUCCUGACUUUGGCUCCCUUGUUUCCAGUGUUAACAGCGUGAUGGGAUUGAGGUUUCGGGAUGGUGGUGAAGGUUCGCUUUAACAGCCCUUCAACUCCUUUAUAGACCCCCCCCUUAAACCCCCUCCCACUGCUCCCAGUCACCAUCUAUGGUCACCACUGAGCAUGCACCAGAAAGGCUGACUACAGAAAGACAAAUACUAUAUAUACAAUAUGAAUAUAUAUAGCAAUUUUAAUGGACUUCUCUAAUGGACUUUUUUGUUCAGUUAUAGUUUUAAUUUAUUGUAUUGAUUCAUUCUGGUAAUGAGAAAUAAUAUAAUGUUUUGUGGAUUUAUUUCUUUUUUUUUUCUUUUGUUGAAAUAUUAUUAUUAUUAUUUGCUGUAUGGUAUUUAUGAACACACACUCAAACAAAUACACACAUUCAACAAAUUCAAGCAAGCAAUAUGUGCUGUUCCUUCUUUGGGGAGAGUGAUGUAUGACUUUGAAAUGCACUUUUUCUGCUUUCUGAUAACCAAGUUCAGUUACCCCUCACACCCAUGGACACAACAUACUCUGAAAGCCAAUCUCUGAGUUUUGAUAAAACAAAAAUAGAGCCUCUGUUUUAUAUUUAGAGGAUGGUACAGGUAUCCCACUGGAAUAGGAUCUCUGUCGUGUGUAUUCAUGGAUGUAUCACAUCAAGGGCACACACACUGAUCACUCAUAUACAGUAGAACAUUUUCUGCCAGUGUCAUGAGUUCUUGCAUAACAACAACUAUAUGCAAACAAACACACGCUCUUUCACAAGUUUGAGAUUUAUAGACUCGCACCGAGUGUCCUCUCCGAGCCAGCACCAGUUCGUCAUCAUCACCAAAGCUGAAACCAACACACACACACACACACACACACACGCCCUAUACUGUAUGCACUUACACUUAUUAUCACACAUGUAGGCCCGACACACACCCUUUUGUUCAUUCUCAGGGGAUCUUUCAGUGAGCCAAGCCCGGCACAGGGUACACAGCUGCUGGUACAUCAGCACAAUGCAUGUCCGUAAAGCUCCCUCGCUUUCUCCUCUCUCUCUUGUCUUUUUUUGCUCUUAUUUCUUAUUUUCCAAAGCUUUGAUUAAAAAAAACAACACAACAUAACAGAAAGAAAAACAGCGGAUCCUUAUAUCUUGAGGUGAAAGAAAUGAAAACUUUGCUCUCCUGGUGCGAGAUGGUUAUUUAUUUAUAAUGUAAAAUGUGUUUAUUUUUCCUUUGACCCUUGAUUAGCUUUUCUCUCUGGUGAUCUCUGACCUUUGACCUUGGGCUGGGCUGCUGCAGCUACAGUAAGUUCAGAUAGAUUUCCUCAGUUCUCCCGAGGCUCUAGAAACCUCUCCUGUCCUCACCCUCCUCCCUAUAUUUUUAAGAAAUGUUGUUAGAAUUAUUUAUGACAUGUAACAAAGAUGAUGCAGGCUGUCCCAUUUGCUAAAAUUGUUGUUAUCAAAAUAUUAUUAUUAUUAUUAUUAUUAUUAUUAUUAUGUUGUGUAAAUAGCAACUCAUCUAAGAACACUGAUGAAUUUAGAUGAGUUUUUAAAAGAAAAUCCUGAUACCUUAGGCUGCUUGACGCAAAAAUACCUCAGGUUCUAUUGAAAGGCUUUUCCUUCCCCUGUACAUGUUUUGUGAAAAUGAGACAAAAAUACAGACAUGACAAAAUACAAACUC
Centropristis striata (black sea bass) is the source of this 5042-nucleotide messenger RNA. It is a transcript of the gene dusp8a, whose product is annotated as dual specificity phosphatase 8a. Gene Ontology annotation, cellular component: cytoplasm. The transcript is spliced from 5 exons. Gene Ontology annotation, molecular function: MAP kinase tyrosine/serine/threonine phosphatase activity; protein tyrosine/threonine phosphatase activity. NCBI's taxonomy places the organism in Eukaryota, Metazoa, Chordata, Actinopteri, Perciformes, Serranidae. Gene Ontology annotation, biological process: negative regulation of MAPK cascade; protein dephosphorylation. The record is from RefSeq and is a predicted model, not a curated record. Bases 761 to 2557 code for a protein of 598 amino acids.